AUGGUGCAGGACGAGGCGGUCAGCCAGCCGGCGCAUUGCGCAAGCGCGCAUGUGGAGAAAAUGGUGCGGUUUGGCGGUGACAUUUACGGAGUUUGGAGAAAACGGCGUGUGGAACGUUCAUUGUUGUUGCUGGUUGAAAGUCACUUUGUCCAUGGGUCACAUCUGUAUUUUCUCUCCAGUCCUUUCAGAGCUCGAGUGACUCGAGUCCUUUGUGAGCCAAUUAGAGGUAGUGGAGGAAGGAUGACGAUCUCCGGAUUACUUCCUAUACAGACUGUACAGCUAGAAGACAUGUGCGAGAGGAUGGUGGUCUUCAUCCCAAUACCAAGAUGCAGAAGACGGACAUGCCGAAUCAUGUUGUUCCCCGGAUGGUUGCGACGGACCACGCCAACAGACGGACGCGUGGCGUCUGCUGAUAGGUCACAGCGCCAGGUACGAUGGUCGAAGCUGGUUUCUGACGAAGGUGAAGGUGAGAGGUUGAAGAACCCUAUAGACUAUCCGGAUGGUAGAUCCGGAUACUAUAGACCAUAUGACCCUAUAGACUAUCCCUGGUGCCCUUCGCCAGGCCUGAAAGGUCCUGAAAGUCCGGACGGUGGUUGGGGGUGUGCCGCCCUCGCCAGGCCAAGCGCUUCGGAGAACAAGAUGAUGCUGUCUUAUGGCAUGAAUGCCUUCAAGAGCCUUGCUCGGAGUCAUCCUGCCGUUUUUGCCAGGCACCACCCAGAUUUGACAUGCCUCUCCGACGGCUCAGUGGUCCAACGCUGA
This is a messenger RNA of Durusdinium trenchii, 759 nucleotides long. The record is from the annotation of a GenBank genome assembly. Lineage: Eukaryota; Dinophyceae; Suessiales; Symbiodiniaceae.